GUCAGUUUGUUUACUAGAUGAUCUGAACAGCAAGGACGCGAAGCAACUCUACUUUUUUGAGCCAGAGAGACGGCCAGUAGUGAAUAUUUAUACUGAAAGGUAUUACUCAUAAGGCGACUACAGAAAGGCCCUGAAUAGUUGUUUAACGUCACGAAGAAUCAAAAAGGGGGUACUGCGGUACUAUUUUAAUUUCAGUUGGACUGUAACUGAAAGUCAAUUCAUACAAAAGUUUUACAAAGGGACAAAGAGAGAGGGGGAACGAGAGUCUGAGUGACAGUGAGAAAGAUGUCCUCUCCAGCGGCUGGUAAGAGAAGAAUGGACACUGAUGUUGUCAAAUUAGUGGAGAGCAAACACGAGGUCACAAUACUUGGAGGCUUAAACGAGUUUGUGGUGAAGUUCUACGGACCAUCAGGAACACCUUACGAAAAGGGAGUAUGGAAGGUAAGAGUAGACCUACCUGACAAAUAUCCCUUCAAGUCACCUUCAAUAGGUUUUAUCAACAAGAUAUUUCAUCCAAAUAUUGACGAAGCAUCUGGUACUGUUUGCUUGGAUGUCAUCAAUCAGGCCUGGACUGCUUUAUAUGAUUUAACUAAUAUAUUUGACUCUUUUCUGCCUCAAUUAUUAUCAUAUCCUAAUCCCGUGGAUCCUCUUAACGGCGAUGCUGCUGCUCUAUUUCUUCAUAAACCCGAAGACUAUAAGAAGAAGAUCUGUGAAUAUAUUAACAAAUACGCAACUGAGGAUGUGUUAAGAGAACAAGGGGGAGAUAGUUCAAGUGAUGAUGGGGAGACGAGUGAUUUGUCAGAAGACGAGGCACAAGACAUGGAAUUAUAGUAGCAUCAUUAUUAUUGAAAUACAGGCGCAGUUGAUUUUCAAAAUAUUAAAAUUAUCCUCAUAAUUAUUAUUAUAUACACAUGCAUACACGGACGUGUAUACAUUAUUAUAAUUAAAAGUAAAAAAGUUUUUUAAUCGUAAAUCUUUUAAUAAUGGCAUGAA
Messenger RNA from Amphimedon queenslandica, 993 nucleotides. RefSeq names its product ubiquitin-conjugating enzyme E2 H-like. NCBI's taxonomy places the organism in Eukaryota, Metazoa, Porifera, Demospongiae, Haplosclerida, Niphatidae. The transcript is spliced from 7 exons. Bases 286 to 831 code for a protein of 181 amino acids. The record is from RefSeq and is a predicted model, not a curated record.